AUAACAAUAUUAUUUAAGUAGAUAUCGACUAUCGAGUAAAGCACGUGCGCGGGUCGUACACAUUGUUUUUCAUUUGUCUUGUUUGUGGCGUUUGUGUUUAAUUAUUAUUUUGUGUCAUUUUCGUUGGCUUGAAAAUUAUUUGUAAACGUGUUUUACAAGAUAUUUAAUUCAACGGUUUUAGCGAAUCUUUGAGAACUUGAUUGUUUGUCGUUUCGUGUACGGUCGCUUACCGUCAAAAUUUUUUAAAUAUGGUUACUGGAAAACCCGUCAAAAAAAUGGAUAGAAACCAUGAUAAAACCACUGGACUCUAUAAAAUUGCUGCAAAAAUAUUAAAAAAAGUCAAAUCCGGUAGCAGUUAUAAAACUCAGCUUUAUCAAGCACAGUAUCCAAAUAAAUUAUCAUUGAAUGCUGUUCUGAUGAAUGUUUUUAAAUGGGAAAAGGUGAUAGAUGUGUUAGUAGAAAAAAGUAAUAUAUUGGAAAAAGAAAAUAAUAUGGACCGGGAUUUAGUGUAUGUCUUUAUCACUGAAAUGAUGUGGUCAAAAUUUGGUUUAAAAGGCACUGCUAAAAAUAUAUUAGCUGUAAAAAAAUAUAAGGCUGAAUUUUCAAAUCUUAUAAAAGAAAAUGAUUUAGAAAAACUAUCUACUGCCACUUAUACUAAAGGUUUGAAACCUAGGUUUUUCCGUAUUAACACAUUAUUAACUACACUAGAAAAAAUAUUAGAAAAAUUAUCAGAACUUAAAUUUAUUAAACUAAAAUCGCCAAAAUCUUAUGCUGAAUUUUUGGAAUUAAUCAAAUCCGACGAGUUCAAAGGAAAAAAGGUUUUUGUUCAAGAUGUUCACAUUAAAGAAUUAUUAGUUUUCAAUUCAAAUGUGAAGUUUUAUGAAAUUGAAGAGUACAAUAAUGGAUCUUUAAUCGUCCAAGAUAAGGCAAGCUGUUUGGCUGCUUACUUAUUAAAACCAGAAUCAAAUAGUACUGUGUUGGAUAUGUGUGCCGCUCCUGGUAUGAAGACAUCUCAUUUAGCUGCUAUUAUGCAAAAUACAGGUAAACUCUAUGCUGUUGAUCGCUGUAAAGAUAGAUUCAAUAUAAUGCAAAAUAUGUUGGGAAAAUAUGGUGUACAAAAUGUGGAAACAUUCAAUAUGGAUGCAUUAACUUUUCCUUAUUAUGAUGAUGUCAAAUACAUAUUAUUGGACCCAUCAUGUUCUGGUUCAGGUAUUGUGGAUAGAGUUCGAAAAGAUUCAUCGGGGCAAAAUCAAAAUUUUCAAGCAAGAUUGAAAAAAUUAGCUAAUGUCCAUGCUCAGUUAUUAAAUCAUGCAUUAAAAAGCUAUCCUAAAUUAGAACGACUAGUUUAUUCCACAUGCUCUGCAAAUCAUGAAGAAAAUGAAGCUGUUGUCGAUGAAGCUUUAUCUGUUAAUGGAAAAUUUAAGCUUUUAGAUGCUACCAAAAUAGUGAAAGGCUGGACCAACAAAGGAGCUCCAGGUUACGAUUGUUCAGAAAUGUGUCUCAAUGCUGUUCCAAGUGUUGAUUGUACUAAUGGAUUUUUUAUUGCUGUAUUUGUUCGUCGGGAUUUCGAAGAGAAAGAAGUUGCUGAAGAAGAGGAAAAUAUUGAAGAUACUGAAGAUGUCAAAAGGGAAGAAGUUGUUGAAGAUAUAAAUAAAUCUCAAAAUAUGAAAAACAAAAAUACUGAAAGUAUACCAUUAGUAAAAAGUAAAAAUGCAAAAAGAAGAGAAAGAAGGCUCAAACUGGAAAAAGCAAAUAAAACAAGUGGCCUACAAACUGCAAAAUCUAAAAAACAAAAAAAAAUAAAAACAAAAGAAACUUAAUUGUUGUGCUAUACUUUUAUUAAUAUUGACCUAUAUUAAUUUCAUUAAAACAUAUGACCAUCAUAUAAUUAAUAGAUAAUUUUUUUUAAGUAUUUAAUAAUGCCUUUCCUAAGUAUUUCAUUAUGUUUUGAAGUAUUUGAUCUGAUAAUUAUUCCAACACUUAUAUUUAGGGCAGAGGACUUUUAGUAUUUGCAUUAGUUUAGUGCAAUCUUAAUAAAAGACCAACGUAAGACAAAUUUGUAAUUCUACGUUAUUUAUUUUUGGAAAUGUUGUCUCUUAGUUGUUAAUUAUUUUUUUUUGCCUAAUUUUCACAUUUUCUUUAAAAUUAUAUUUAUUAAAACAACAGUUAGUUCCUAUACCAAUUGGUUAUUUUUGUAACUAUCACAGUGUAUGUGAGUUGAUUGAGUAUUUGAUUAUACAAUAGUACCAAAUUAGGUAUUUUCCACGAUUUUUAUAGCAUUGUUCUUAUUUCAGUAUAUUUACUAUUUAAGCUGCUUUGAAAAAACUCAAAGAAAUAUGCUUUGAUAAUUCAGAGUUUCUAUGUGCCCGAGUGCUUGCAUACUUUGCGUUUUGAUAGGACUAUUGUCCUCUGCCUUACAAUUCUAUCACAGUUU
Molecule: messenger RNA, 2434 nt
Organism: Myzus persicae (green peach aphid)
Lineage: Eukaryota; Metazoa; Arthropoda; Insecta; Hemiptera; Aphididae
Gene: Nsun5
Product: probable 28S rRNA (cytosine-C(5))-methyltransferase
Exons: 7
Coding region: 249-1820 (523 amino acids)
Biological process (GO): rRNA base methylation
Cellular component (GO): nucleolus
Molecular function (GO): methyltransferase activity
Source: RefSeq, a predicted model, not a curated record